GUGAGCUCACAUGCCAUGCGCACAUGCUGUUGAGCUUUAACCAGCAUUCCAAUGUCGAACGAGCCCAAUGUGCCGUCUCCACGCGGGGCUCUCGGCCAAUGAAAAAGUGCGAAAGAGUAAAAAAGAGUGGGGGCACGUAGAGAGGAGGUGGGUGAAAUGUUUUCAGAGAGCGUGACAGAAAGAGGAAAGGAGGGGUAGAGAGGAAGAGAGAGAGAGUCAUCCCUGAUACACAUCAACAAACAGGCGGUUGACGGGACACACAAAAGAGAGGAGAAAAAAACCGGUCACAUUUUUCAGGCACCUGAAAACGUGCUGGUUAUUUUAAGACGCGUGUUGCUUAUUGAUGAGUGGGGAGUGUUUAAACUACUUCCACUCCGGUCAUGUUUUAAUAGUGACUGUACAUGGCAAGCAGUUGCAUACUCUAGGACCUCUGCAAUUUAGAGAAGCCUCAUUCAGUGACUCCUUACCAUUUGCUUGGUAGCUUUCACAGAGAGAGAGAGAAGACGAAGAGCUGUGUUGCCGUGUAACACUUUGGAAGAUAUUUUUGGAUCAAAUUGAGAUUUGUUCCAGUUUCCUUUUAAUAAUAGCCUUUUCGAUUUAUUUCGUCUUCGCUGGUUGGGAUUCCUUGAGACCCCAAUGCCCUGUGCACACUCCUGCUGGUCUAAUUUUUUGGAUACCCUCUUUAUGCCUUGGCAGUUCAUGACUCUUUCACCUAUAUCAACGAAACUCCUCGGCAAGCAAAGGCAGUCAAUCCAGCAAUAAGCAUCCACAGUUAAACAACACGGAGCAACUGAACAACGACCGAUUUGGAAUCAUGGAGAAUAGUCCUGGUGGUGGUGUUAUCCUGUACGCUGGCUCAUCCGGCAGUGCCAGCCCGAGCCCUGGCAGCCCUUCAAGUGGAUACCAGACCCAGUCACCCUCCUCCCAUUCGCAGCCCUCAUCCCCAGAGAGCUCCUCCUUUCAGGAGAUCGGGGCCCUGAAGCAGAGGGGGGAACGCAGGAGAAGAACUCCUUCCCCAAGAAUGGUCUUCCAGUUCCCUGAAGUGAACAAUGCUCCAGUUGCCCAGUUAACCACUGUAUCAUCUGCGACCUACAACCACCCAACAGUGGCCAAAAGACCAUGUGGUUUCACUGGCACUUUCACCAAAACCGGAGGUAUGGUGCUACUGUGUAAGGUGUGUGGAGACAUUGCAUCUGGGUUCCAUUAUGGCGUACAUGCCUGCGAGGGCUGCAAGGGUUUCUUCAGACGCAGCAUUCAGCAGAAUAUCCACUACAAGAUGUGUGUGAAGAAUGAGAAGUGUCUCAUCAUGCGCAUGAACCGAAACCGAUGCCAGCACUGCCGCUUUAAGAAGUGUCUCUCAGUGGGAAUGUCCAGAGAUGCUGUGCGUUUUGGGCGUAUUCCCAAGCGGGAGAAGCAGAGACUACUGGAUGAGAUGCAGAGCUACAUGAACAGCCUCAACGAAUCAGCUUCCAUGGACAUGGAGGUGUCCUCCCCUCCUGACGCCCCCUGUAGUCCCCUGAAUCAGACGAACGAAGGAGCAGGCUCCAUAUCGCAGUCUUACCGCAACAAUUUCAUUGACGAGAAACCUCCCAAGAUGGCCGCCGGCAUCAGCAAUAGCAAUGUAGGCACUUCCACCUUCCAGAACAGUACGGGACAAGAAGCUACCCUGUCACAUUCGGCGACCCAGACUCAGCACGCAGCUCAGGCAGAGCAGGCAAAUGUCGCAUCGGGCUACCACGUCUCCAUAACCUGCCCUGUAGCCCCCAACAACAACAACAACAACAACAAUGAGAACUCCAGCAACAUAGACAACGCCAAGUACAGCUUCUCCUCCAAUCAGAAUCGGUGCCCCUACAGUGGAAGUCAAUCAUCUCAGGCCUACUCAGCCAAUCAAAGCAGCUACACAGCCAGAGAUUCCCACAACCAAAGCCCUUGCCCCUGGAAGCUAAAUGGAGGAGCUAAAGUUCUGGCGUGUCCUCUCAAUUCCUGUCCAGUCGCUCCUGCCAGUCGCUCCAGUCAGGAGGUGUGGGAGUCUUUCUCCCAGUGUUUCACCCCUGCUGUUAAAGAAGUAGUGGAGUUUGCAAAGAGCAUCCCAGGCUUCCAGACUCUCAGCCAGCAUGAUCAGGUCAUGCUGCUCAAAUCAGGCACUUUCCAGGUUCUGAUGGUGAGAUUCUGCUCACUGUUUGACCCCAAGGAGAGGACGGUGACCUUCCUCAAUGGGCAGACAUACUCCCUGGCAUCCCUGAGGGCUCUCGGCAUGGGCUCCCUACUCGAUGCCAUGUUUGAGUUCAGUGAAAAGCUCGGAUCUAUGGGUCUGGAGCCGGACGAGAUGGCACUUUUCAUGGCUGUUGUACUGGUUUCAGCAGAUCGUGCUGGUAUCGUAGAAGUGGGAGCAGUAGAGCAGCUGCAGGAGAACCUCAUAAAAGCCCUGCGUUCCAUUAUCACCAGUCGCCGUCCAGAUGACAGCACUCUCUUUCCAAAGCUGCUGCUGCGUCUGCCGGACCUGCGCACCUUGAACAACCACCACUCUGACAAGCUGUUAGCUUUCCGCAUUGAUCCUUGAGCUCAAACAGCUAAAGCUAACUGAGGUGUCUGCUUUGGGGGAAUUCCCUGCUCCCAUGCAAGCCUGGCCUGCCACAUUGAGCACACUGGCCUAUGCAUGAUGGACAGUUGUUGUGGAAGCUGUGCCAAGUCCGAUUGCUGCGAAAGCAGCAAACUGGGAAAAGAAAUCGGUGAAGGACGUAGGCACAGUAGGAGUUGGAGGCUCCUGCACUCAAACUGAUUCCUCCUCCUCCUCCUCCUCCAGUUGAAUCCAGGUUUGCUAAACAAAAAACCUGGACUGUGUUCUUCCUUGAGUUUUUUCAAGUAAACAUGAGACCACCAAGUCAUCACCUCUCCCUCCUGAGGUUUGUCAAACCGAGUUGUCAGCUUUUGUUCUGAAGACCAAAAAGAAGAAAAAGCCUGCUGUUCCUCACUAGACUUUAUCCUCCUCUCCCAGUUCACAAAGCUAACAAGAGGGAAGCACAUACUCCAGCCCAGAGAAACAGAAAGAUGUGCGAACAUUGACCAACAAUGAUUUACAAAGCUAAAUUCAUACUACAUUGUGUAAAGGGCACUUUCCAUACAUAAAGAAGACCUCUUGAAUCAAUAUUUUACAUAGCAAUAGAAAUAUCUAAUAAGCAGUUGGAAAGACAGUUUGUGUGAACCCUGGUGAAAUGAAAUAAGCUAUUUUCACAAAAUGUCACUCUGUGGGAAAUCUCUGAAAACCAUCGGUGAUUGAGAAGUGUAUAACAUUUUUCAGAAAUGAGAGUAAGCUGCAUUGUCUUUGUAUGCAGUAAUCAGGGAGAAAUUAUCGGUCAUUUUAGACCGCUAUGAGGGGUUAUGUGUUUCAAUGUUUUGUUGUAUAUUUUGUAUAUAACCUUUAUUCUUGGUUCUUGAUAGUUUGCAGAUUAUUGGAUAUGUAAAUGAAGUUAGUGUUGAAUUAUUGUAUAAUGUCACGAAUAAUAGAUUGCUAUACAGAAAGAAGCAUUUGAAUUAUGCUCAGAGUAUAAACUUUUUAUUUGAAGAUAUAUAAUUGAAAUAAAUGUAUUGUCAACUGACUGCAUCACCUUGUGAAUAUUUUGUAAAUGUUUUAUGGCAACACCAUAGAGUAUCAUUAUUAAAAUAACAAUAUACAACAUU
Molecule: messenger RNA, 3681 nt
Organism: Notolabrus celidotus (New Zealand spotty)
Lineage: Eukaryota; Metazoa; Chordata; Actinopteri; Labriformes; Labridae
Product: nuclear receptor subfamily 1 group D member 1-like
Exons: 8
Coding region: 815-2563 (582 amino acids)
Biological process (GO): positive regulation of transcription by RNA polymerase II; hormone-mediated signaling pathway; cell differentiation
Molecular function (GO): zinc ion binding; nuclear receptor activity; RNA polymerase II cis-regulatory region sequence-specific DNA binding
Source: RefSeq, a predicted model, not a curated record